AUGGCGGCGCCCAGGCAGGCGCCGGACCGGCGGCCCUUCGGGAGGCGCUUCCUCACCGACCCCGCCCGCCUCUUCCAGCACAACGCCUGGGAUAAUGUGGAAUGGUCGGAAGAGCAGGAAGCCAGUGCCAGGAGUAAAGUUCAAGAGAACAGCUCACAGCUAUUGCCACAAGAUAAACAAGAGGAAUAUGAGGUGAAUGCUAAGAGGUACUGGGAUGACUUUUAUAAAAUCCACGAAAAUGGCUUCUUCAAGGACAGGCACUGGCUGUUCACUGAAUUUCCUGAGCUGGCACCUAACAGGAACCCAAGUCAAAAUGGGGAUUCUGUGCAUGAAUUUAGUAACAAAGAAGAAUCCAACAAUGAAGGGCUGGGAGGCUGUGAAAAUGGACAUUGUUCAUUGGAAACCAGGGCAGAGAAUCAGCUAAACCUGAUAAAAAGCACACCUAAGAUCUGCACAGAGGAGCUGGCUACGCAGAAGUAUAGUGAGCUGAAUCAAAGUGAUGGAGGUUACCCAGGAUCGUCUGCAUCUUACCGUAUAUUAGAGGUUGGCUGUGGUGCUGGAAAUACAGUCUUCCCAAUUUUACAAACUAACAAUGACCCAGGCCUUUUUGUUUAUUGCUGUGAUUUUUCUACAACAGCUGUGGAUCUUGUCCAGAACAAUGCAGAAUAUGAUUCUUCUCGCUGCUUUGUGUUUGUCCAUGACCUGUGCAAUGACCAAAGUCCUUUCCCAAUGCCAGACGAGAGUCUUGACGUUGUUAUUCUUAUCUUUGUCCUCUCAGCGAUUCUCCCAGAGAAGAUGCAAUGCAUCGUUAAUAGACUGAGUCGCCUUCUGAAACCAGGAGGAAUGAUUUUGUUACGAGAUUACGGCCGUUACGAUCUGGCCCAGCUUCGGUUUAAGAAAGGUCAAUGUCUGUCUGAUAACUUCUAUGUGAGAGGUGAUGGCACCAGAGUCUACUUCUUCACACAAGAUGAAUUAGAUGAUCUCUUCACAACAGCUGGGCUGGAGAAAAUCCAGAAUCUGGUUGAUCGGCGAUUGCAAGUGAACCGUGGGAAACAAAUGACGAUGUAUCGAGUAUGGAUCCAGUGCAAAUACCGCAAGCCUGCCGCCCCUCAGCUGUGAGGAAACGGGGCAUGCUGUUUAGGUUGGAGCCUCUUCAUGCCCAUGUGCAGUGUCUCCUCCUGGUGAGACGUGGUUUUAUGGAGUUCAGCUCACACAGGACCUCAGUGCCUUUUACAGUGCCUAGCAUCACUUCAAGUGAGUUUUGCUAAGGACGAAUGCUCUAAGAGGAGACCGAGCAAUAUCUUAGAUGUCUUGCUACUGGUCUGAGUUUUUUAAAUUAUUUAUGGUUUUAACAACUUAAGAAAUGGUCAUGCUGUCUUACAGCAGCUGAGCAAGUUGAGUAGUGAGUCACACUUACUCUGGAUUUCCACAUGAAACAGAAGGGAGAGCUUCGACCUUACCUCUGUGUUGUGUACUCUUGUCUUGGGAGCAAAAACCAUACAAAGGGUAAAUCUGCUCUUCUUUGCAACUGAUCACUAGGCCUCAUAUGUAUCCCUUAGCCAGCUUAUCUCAUGCAGCUCUCUCCUAGUCAUUCAGGUUUGUGCAAAUCCACAAGUUAAAAUACACUGAUCGAGGGCAGGAACUGAGAGCAUGCUAGUUGCUCUGUGGCAGCUUCCCCAUGGAUGCCUCAUGGUGUGCAGAUAACCUGUGGAGAACGCAGAGUAUGCUGCCUUGCCGCCCACAAGGAUGUUCAUCUAGGGAGCUAGCACAUUGUAGCUCAGGUGCUAUAAAUUCAUAUCAGGCAGGGUUCGGGUUUUCAGACAUUUGGGGCUGAUGCCAGUUUUGGGGCACCUCUAGAGUGUGGAGCAUCACAAGCAGCUCACGGGACCAGGGUUUAUGCAGAAUUACCUGCUUUUUCUGCUGGAACAGUGAGAAACUGUUCUUGCUGGCUGCAGCCCCCAGGUCACGAACUGCAAUGCCCUGUCAUGGUGGUGUGCUAAACCCAAGUCGACAAGACACUUGCCUUUGAUAAGAAAUCUGAAGAACGUCUACCACUCUUGUUUAAUUUCUUAGAGGAAGCCAACAUUGUGGCUUUCUGAAGGUAUUUCCCCACCUUUGACAGCAAAUAUCUUUUAUCUCAGCUUGUUUUCUUUUGUUAUUUUUAGGGUGUGGUACAACAGGUAUUAGAAUAAAUUUUGUGGUAAUGCUU
Messenger RNA from Gymnogyps californianus (California condor), 2209 nucleotides. It is a transcript of the gene METTL2A, whose product is annotated as methyltransferase 2A, methylcytidine. The record is from RefSeq and is a predicted model, not a curated record. Lineage: Eukaryota; Metazoa; Chordata; Aves; Accipitriformes; Cathartidae. The transcript has 9 exons. Bases 1 to 1119 code for a protein of 372 amino acids. Gene Ontology annotation, molecular function: tRNA (cytidine-N3)-methyltransferase activity.